UCACCCCCUUCUCGGGGCGACCGGACGGGAGCCAGCCGCGGCUGUUGCGCGGAGCUGGAGCCAUUGUAGGCGGCAGCGGAGCAAGGGGGGCAGGCAGCCCGCAGACCUGCUGGAGCUCACAGCAGCCUGGCGCCCUCGGCCCGAAGAUACAUUUGCUCAUAAAGGAGGAAAACCGGAGUCAUAGAAUCGUUUAGGUCGGAAAAGACCUUUAAGACCAUCAAGUCCAACCAUUCAUGGCAAGGGUAAACCACUGAAUUUUAUUAGCAAUUCUGCCAGAGUGAUACUAUCGGUAAAGAUGUCAUACUUAAUGAAAGGAGUUAAAUGUUGCAGUCCUGUGAAUCAGAUGCGCAAAGUAAUGGGAGCUCUGUUUAAAGCACAUUCCAUAAAGAAAACUUCACGUACAUUAUCUCAACUUAGUUCUGAAAAGGCAAACUCCUUUAAUUAUGUCAUCGUUGGAGCUGGGUCAGCAGGGUGUGUGUUAGCCAACAGAUUGACUGAAGAUCCUCUCAGUACUGUACUUCUUUUGGAAGCAGGCCCAAAAGAUACCCUUAUAGGUAGUAAAAGACUGAUGUGGAAGAUUCACAUGCCUGCUGCAUUAACUUACAACCUCUGUGAUGAGAAAUAUAACUGGUAUUACCACACAACAGCACAAAAACAUAUGGAUAACCGAAUUAUGUACUGGCCCCGAGGAAGAGUGUGGGGUGGCUCAUCUUCUCUCAAUGCCAUGGUGUACAUCCGUGGGCAUGCAGAAGAUUACAAUCGAUGGAGCAGGGAAGGAGCUGUUGGAUGGGACUAUGAGCAUUGCUUGCCCUAUUUUAAGAAGGCACAGAAACAUGAACUGGGGCCAGACCUGUACAGAGGUGGAAAUGGACCCCUGUAUGUGUCAAGAGGGAAAACAAACCACCCUCUUCAUCAUGCAUUCCUGGAGGCAACCCAGCAGGCUGGGUAUCCCUUCACAGAUGAUAUGAAUGGCUAUCAGCAAGAAGGAUUUGGCUGGAUGGACAUGACUGUACACCAAGGUCAAAGAUGGAGCACAGCUAGUGCUUACCUUCGCCCAGCCCUAUCACGCCCAAAUUUGUCAGUUGCAGAGAAGACCCUCGUAACAAAAAUCUUGUUUCAAGAGACAAAAGCCAUUGGUGUUGAGUAUGUGAAAAAUGGCCAAAGUAAAAAGGCUUUUGCCAGUAAAGAUGUCAUUUUAAGUGGAGGUGCCAUAAAUUCUCCACAGCUGCUUAUGUUGUCUGGGAUUGGUAAUGCAGAUGAUCUUAAAAAGCUGGGGAUCCCUGUUGUUUGCCAUCUUCCUGGAGUAGGCCAGAACCUUCAAGAUCAUUUAGAGGUGUAUGUCCAGCAAAAGUGCACCAAACCUGUUACUCUAUAUAAUGCACAAAAGCCAGUUAACAUGGUGAGGAUUGGUCUAGAGUGGCUUUGGAAGUUUACAGGUGAGGGAGCUACUGCCCACCUAGAAUCUGGUGGUUUUAUCCGCAGUGAACCAGGGGUUCCUCACCCUGACAUUCAGUUCCACUUUCUCCCUUCUCAGGUGAUUGAUCAUGGUCGAGUUGCUUCCACAAUGGAAGCUUACCAGGUCCACGUGGGACCCAUGAGGACCACAAGUGUGGGCUGGCUAAAGCUGAAGAGUACAGACCCAAAUGACCAUCCGAUCAUUGAACCUAACUACAUGUCAACAGAAAGAGAUAUUUGGGAAUUCCGCCAGUGUAUCAAGUUGACCAGAGAGAUCUUUGCUCAGAAAGCUUUUGAAAAAUUUCGUGGACCUGAAAUUCAACCAGGAAACCAUGUUCAGUCUGACAAAGAAAUAGAUGCUUUUGUAAGGCAGAAGGCUGACAGUGCUUAUCAUCCUUCCUGCACCUGUAAAAUGGGUCAGCUUUCAGAUAGCACUGCUGUAGUUGAUUCCCAAACAAAAGUGAUUGGUGUUGAAAACUUGAGAGUUGUAGAUGCUUCAAUAAUGCCUAGUGUUGUCAGUGGAAAUUUGAAUGCCCCAACUAUUAUGAUAGCAGAGAAAGCUGCAGAUAUAAUCAAGGGCCUCCCAUCACUUCAGGAGAAAAAUGUUCCUGUAUAUAAGCCCAAGACCUUGGAAACACAGAGAUAAGCAUUCUUAUCCUUUCACAUCUUUUUCCACUUAGACUUUCAUCAACCUGUUGGUACCUCGUACUGAACAUGCCAACAAAAUAAAUUCCAUGCAGAACAACAUACUCUAUUCAAAUAACUAUUACUUCAACCAUUCUCUUAUCUUAGAGUACCUAUUAAGUUUUUAUU
Molecule: messenger RNA, 2268 nt
Organism: Colius striatus (speckled mousebird)
Lineage: Eukaryota; Metazoa; Chordata; Aves; Coliiformes; Coliidae
Gene: CHDH
Product: choline dehydrogenase
Exons: 8
Coding region: 296-2101 (601 amino acids)
Cellular component (GO): mitochondrial inner membrane
Molecular function (GO): choline dehydrogenase activity; flavin adenine dinucleotide binding
Source: RefSeq, a predicted model, not a curated record